Messenger RNA from Helianthus annuus (common sunflower), 821 nucleotides. Its product is annotated as adenine phosphoribosyltransferase 4. The transcript has 6 exons. Bases 59 to 634 code for a protein of 191 amino acids. The record is from RefSeq and is a predicted model, not a curated record. Gene Ontology annotation, biological process: adenine salvage. Gene Ontology annotation, molecular function: adenine phosphoribosyltransferase activity. Gene Ontology annotation, cellular component: cytoplasm; cytosol. NCBI's taxonomy places the organism in Eukaryota, Viridiplantae, Streptophyta, Magnoliopsida, Asterales, Asteraceae.
UAAAACCCCCUCAUCUCCGCCAUUAGUAAACCUGCAACUGCUUCUUCGCACCCUCACAAUGUCGUCCGGCGAUGACGGAGAAUCCUCCGGUCGUCUCACCGGUAUCAAAUCUGCACUUCGCGUCGUCCCCAACUUCCCGAAACCAGGCAUAAUGUUUCAAGAUAUCACUACAUUGUUGCUUGAUCCGAAGGUGUUCAAGGAUACUGUCGAUUUGUUCCUUGAGCGGUACAGAAAUGAAAACAUAUCUGUAGUUGCAGGAAUUGAGGCUCGUGGUUUCAUAUUCGGUCCUUCGAUUGCACUUGCAAUAGGAGCAAAGUUUGUUCCAUUAAGGAAGCCAAAAAAGUUGCCUGGUGAAGUGAUAUCAGAAAAAUAUGUAUUGGAAUAUGGGUCGGAUUGCCUUGAAAUGCAUGUUGGAGCGGUUACAUCUGGAGACCGAGCUAUAGUUGUUGAUGAUUUAAUCGCUACUGGGGGCACCUUUUGUGCGGCAAUGAACUUACUUGAGCGUGCAGGAGCCGAGGUUGUCGAGUGUGCUUGCGUGAUUGAAGUACCGGAGCUGAAGGGUCGCGAACGAUUGGAAUCAUGUGGGAAGCCAUUGUAUGCACUUGUUGAGUCGCAGUUUGAGCGAAGAUCAUAAAGAUUUCAUGCAUUGCGGGAAAGGUGUACAUUAGAGGGGUCUUAUUCUUAUUUGCCAUAACUCUUGUCCUAAUAUGUGUCUCGGAUGGUAAACUUUGGUGAUAGAACCUUGGAGAGUAAGAUCAAAUAAAAAACGGCGAUUGUUUUGAUUCUUUUGAUCUGGAUUCAAAUACACUUCGAGUUCACAA